ACCAUGGCGCAGCCGUCUCCGUGCGCAUCGCCUGCCUCCCGUCGCCGUAGCGAUGGCUCAGUGAGAGAGAAUCUGUUCUUUCCUGUUUCUGAACGAAACGAGCAGGAGAGGCUGGAGGCCCUGGUCCGCCGGAGAGCAGGAGGAGGAGGAGGAGGAGGAGCAGGAGGAGGAGGAGGAGGAGGGGGGGAUGCUCAGGACCUCCUGGAGAACAGGCCCAAGCGCUGGACGUGGGGAGGACCACCGGACGGAGUCGAGGGUAACCCUAAGACCCCGCCCUGCCAUGCCAUUGGCUCUGCUCAGCCCAAUGAGCUCCCUGCUGCUCCCAGUGCCGGCCAAUCCCGUAACGUUGUUGAUUUCCUGUGUCCACCCACAAUGGAUCCACCAAUGAACAAACAGCUGUCCAGCUCCUCCGCCGCCCUCCACUCCCCGGAGAGAGUGUCUUUUGUGUCCCAUCGAACAGCUUCCCCCAACAACCACAGACCCAACAGAAGUUCCUCCAACCGCAGGAGCAUCGCUGGAUUCUCUGAAGAGACGUCCAGAGCCAAAACACCCACGGGGGAGACGCCGAACACACCGGUCCGCAGUUCUUCCUUCAGGGCCAACAGUAAAGGCCCGGCUACACCAAAACGGGUGAGAUCGAACAGGAGCCGCGCUCAGUCGCCCUGCUCUCCGGGACAGUUCCCUCCCUCUCCGCUCAGACAGAGAGCCAGCACCCCCGGCACUGACGACAGGGGUCACUCUGAGGUCAAAGGUCACAGCACCCUGGAGAGGAAAUCAACCAAAUCUGAAAUCUCAGAGAAGAGGAUUCCCAAAUCCACCAGCAGAGAACUGAACGCAGAGUCUCCAGGGACGCCCACGGGCCGGAGUGUCGGGGGGACCACAGACGCUGAGGAGGCGUCCAGGCUGCUGGCGGAGAGACGACGUCUGGCCCGAAUACAGAAGGAGCAGGAGGAGAGACAACGGCUGGAGGACGAGAGGCUGCGGGCGGAGGAGGAGCAGAGGAGGCAGCAGGAGGCCAAGGAGCGACAGGAGAGAGCGGUGCUUCAGGCCGAGGAGGAGAGAGUGAGGAGGGAGGAGGAGAAGAGGAGCAAGGAGGAGGAGGAGAGACGACAGAAGGAGCAGAGAUGGAAGGACAUGCAGGAUCAGCUGGACAGAGAGAGGGAGGAGGCGUUCCUGAGAGCCCAGAAAGAGUCCGAGAGGAAGCGACAGGAGCGAGAGCUGCUGCACAUCCAGGAGGAGCAGGAGCGCCUGCAGAGGAAGAAGAGAAUUGAGGAAAUAAUGAAAAGAACAAGGAAGAGUGAAGUGGAGCCUCCCUCCGGCUCCUCAGGAGGUGACAUGAGAGCCGAGGCUGCCGCCGCUCUGGAGGAAGACGCCCCGACUCCGGCUGAGGCCCCCGUCAUCACGCUGGGGCCCCUGGAGAACAAGAGCUUUGUGGACGAGUUGUCUGACGGAGUCCAGUCGAUGGACGUCAGUUCUCCAUCUGUCUCCAUCAGCCCCGUGUCCAGGGAGGAGCAGGCGAGCGCUCAGGAGUUCUCUCCCGUCACCGAGGGGACAGACGGCUGUCCCCUGGAGCACCUGAUGGACCUGGACCCCCAGGGACGAGUGCAUGGUGCCCAGACGGACCCCUACCCGAAGCUGCAGGCCGGCAGCGGGGUCGGAGACCUCAACAAGAACCUGCUGAUUCAAGCGUACAGCGCCGCCUCUGAAUCCACCCAGCUCAUCCACAGCAUCGGCCCCAGCAAACUGGACGUCCAGUAG
This is a messenger RNA of Pleuronectes platessa (European plaice), 1758 nucleotides long. RefSeq names its product MAP7 domain containing 2b (gene map7d2b). The record is from RefSeq and is a predicted model, not a curated record. Bases 4 to 1758 code for a protein of 584 amino acids. Gene Ontology annotation, biological process: microtubule cytoskeleton organization. Lineage: Eukaryota; Metazoa; Chordata; Actinopteri; Pleuronectiformes; Pleuronectidae. Gene Ontology annotation, cellular component: microtubule cytoskeleton. The transcript has 12 exons.